Pollicipes pollicipes is the source of this 408-nucleotide messenger RNA. Its product is annotated as vitellin-degrading protease. Gene Ontology annotation, molecular function: serine-type endopeptidase activity. Lineage: Eukaryota; Metazoa; Arthropoda; Thecostraca; Pollicipedomorpha; Pollicipedidae. The record is from RefSeq and is a predicted model, not a curated record. Gene Ontology annotation, biological process: proteolysis. The transcript has 4 exons. The coding region runs from base 1 to 408 and encodes 135 amino acids.
AUGGGGCCGGCCGUACCCGGCGACACCGUGCGGCUGGGUGACCACACGCUCUCCGUGAGCUCGGAGGUGGCGCACCAGGAGCGGCGCGUGGCGGCCGUGCUGCACCACCCGCAGUACAGUCCCUGGCAGAAUGACAUCGCGCUGGCGGCCGGCUGGGGCCAUCUCGAGUUCGCCGGCGACACGCCCGACGUGCUGCACGAGGUGCCGCUGCGCGUGACUGACGCGGCCGCCUGCGAGGAGGCGUACCUGGCCGCGCCGCAGUUUAGGGCUCGCUUCCCAGGUGGAUUUCAGGACACAAAGCUGGUGGGCAUCGUGUCGACCGGCUACGGCUGCGGCAACCCAAAGUACCCGGGCAUCUACACCAGGGUGUCUGCGUACGUCGACUGGAUCCGGGACAACAUGGAGUAA